This is a messenger RNA of Lichtheimia ornata, 216 nucleotides long. RefSeq lists its product as uncharacterized. The transcript has 3 exons. The record is from RefSeq and is a predicted model, not a curated record. The coding region runs from base 1 to 216 and encodes 71 amino acids. Lineage: Eukaryota; Fungi; Mucoromycota; Mucoromycetes; Mucorales; Lichtheimiaceae.
AUGAGCACGAACGACGUUAUAUGCAGACACAACUCGACUCUGGGUGGUGGGAUGGCUGGUGCAAUGGAAAACGCGGGUGGUUUCCGAGCAAUUAUGUGCAAAUCAUUGAGACGAGUGGUAGUGGUGUUGAUACGUUGCUGUCAUCCAAGGUAUUUAAUUUGGGGAAUUCAUCCAACGGACCGAGACAAGUAUAUGCAUUUCUGGUACGACUCCUAA